CGCGCUCGAGAAUCAGUUGCUUUUCGGCGUUCGGCACUUGAACAGCUCUUUGGCCUUUACUCAAACACCGGCUUACUGGAAAGGGAUUGCUUGAAAGUGAUUGCUCAAGUCUUUGGAUCUUGGAUCUCUAGAAGGCCGGCAGGUUUUCGCGAACGGUUUCGUUCUACUUUGGGCGCCGCGCUCGCUUUCGUGGGUUCAAAUCUCGGUGAAACUACAAAACACCAAGCGACUCCAGUGGUCGUAGUGCUACAAAUUCUGUGUUUCGUUGCAAAGAAUCCUUCCUCUGGUGGAAUUUUGUGGGUGAAGAGAGUGUGUUGGAACAGGUUGCGGAUAGCCUUGGGGAUUGUAGUGAAGGAAGAAGUGCUGUAGAUUUUUGUAUCUUGAAGUUCAGUGAAGUCACGGUGAUACAAAAAACGAAAUUUUCGAAUUUCCGUUUUGAAGCCCUUGGAGUGAUUGUGAAGAUAACUAAAGUGUGAAAAAUCGUUGGAGAUUUAAAAAGGUUUGCAGAUUCCCAGACCCAGACGCGGGCGCAGACAGAGAAAUUCACGAACCCAAAUUCGUUGAUUGUGCGGUUUCUUUCGGCGCUUCACCGUGCGACCUGAAAGAGAUAGAGGGGCGGCUGCCUGUGUUUCGAAGAAAGCAAAACAAAAGCCUGUACCGAAGGUCCAUAGGAAUUCGUGAAGACAACGACCGACUCUUACUCUCUUCAUAAAAUCGCGGUGUAUUAUCCAAUUACUCCUCCACAAAACGCACGAAUCUAGAAUUGUACCGCCAUCACUCAGCUGGUGUUGUUAUCUCUGCAAAUUCAUCUGGACCGCUGCUGCUGGAGACUAUCUCUAUGUACAUCUGCCGAAGAUAGGAGCGAGAAAUAUACAGCGAAAGGUAGCGCGCCGGUCGUCACCGGGUCGUAAUUGGUGUUUCUCUUUUGUUUCCCGAUUCGGGAGUUUUGUUUGAACAGUUCGUGUCCGCGGUUUGGCUACAUUUCGGGCCGCUCAUCUGUCUUAGGUACGUGGUUCUGUAGAACUUUCAAAUCGUUUGGUAGAGAGCACAAAAGAAGAAACAAAAGUUCAGUAGUGGUGAAUCAACGGAUUCUUUGGUUAGCGCCAGCCGAGAGGAAACGACGACGGGGCCGAAGUGAUAACCAGAGUGGAAGAUAUUGAGCAAGAUACUCCACCAUCCAGAGCAAUAAAUUCCAAACUUAAGAUCCCAUCCACGCACUGAACCAUCAAUAGCGCACGCAGCAAGUUUUUAAACCGCCAAGAAACACACAGGUCUCAGCCACAACGAAUCGCCUUGCAGUCUACACUCGCAAACACCGUUUUUCCUCACCAUACCAACCGUUUCCUCAAACCACUGAGCUGGUGGUGUUCAAAACGGAUCAACAAACCUAUCUAUGCUCGGUAUAGCGAACGACGACUCAAUCGGAAUCAAUUAGGUUCGUCGCUGUGUUGUGUUUGCUGAAUCGAAUACCACUGCCCCCGAGGGAAGGAGAGCAUUUUAAUUAAAACUUUCUGCAUAUCGACGACUGAGGGGCAAUCCGAUGCAGUCCUAGAGAAUUUAAUCGAAAUCAAGGGACAAGAAGAAACUGCGGUGUAGAUUGGAUGGUGUAGUAGAGUUUCCAUCGGUUUCAUCGAUUAGUUCGAUGUAAUAUAAACUGCAUUUAUUUUUUGAAUCAACCAUUCAAUCUAAACACGAGCACUCCGAUCAGGAAGAUUAAAACCAUAGCAAUGAUGAGCAGUCGAACAAUAGCAAUGGCAGCAGCCUGUCUUCUGACGGUGCUUUUUGCCGUCACAUCAACCCAAGCACAACAUGACUCGGAGCAGCAGCAACAACAGCAACUGGAGCAAUACGACUCAAACACAUCGCCACAACACAACAACGGAGAACACAUUUCCGGUCACCGGUUCAAACGGAUGUACGCCAUGUGCCCGCCGGAAUUCUCCCGCAUCGGCAACGAGUGCUACUACAUUUCUCGGGACAAACAAAACUAUCUGGAUGCGCACUUUGAGUGCAAAGUUCGCAACAGCAAGCUGGCCGAACCGAUGAAGUACGACGACAAAAGCCUACGGAAGUAUCUACUGAAACUGAAGGAGAAGAACUAUAUUUGGAUUGGCGGCAAUUACAACUGGAAAGCGAACAAGUGGCAGUGGGGUUACAGCGGAAAGGACAUCGGCUAUCAGUCCUUCAGUCAGAUGAUUCCAGGGAGCAGCCAGGAUCUGAGAUUCCACUGUGCAGUGCUUAACCCUGACCUCAAAUACAGAUGGUCAGCCAAGCUAUGCACAGAAAAGUUAAAUUUCAUCUGCCAGCACAAGAUGCCGCUCGUUAGCAGCCUCAGCCGCGCCAAGGUCUACACCCGGUGGAACGAAACCUUCCCGAACGAGUUGGCCAACGAGGUGGAAGUGGUCGUGGCCGAUCAACCGCGCAUCGGUAACCUGAAGGACAGGGACUACUACAGAACUCAGGACAGCCCUAAGCUAAAUCUAACCAGGUUGAACAGGAAUUGGAAAAAGAUCAACCGAACUCAUCGUAUCAAAAGUUUCCGCAAUCGCAACCGUGCUCAGGCUAGAAAUGAAUAUAUUAGCAAUGAUAUCAUCCGUCGUCCAGUUGUAGAAUACGCUUCGGAUAAUUCGUACAACUCCAUCAACGGUAACGGUAAUGGCAAUGGAAACGGAUAUCGCAACGGAAACGGCGCAUUCAAUCGCGGUUUCAACGUGGACAUUCAUCGUCAGAAGCCCCAUAAAGAUCGCAUGUCGAACGAAGUGAACGGUGAAUUCAGACAUCAUCGUCAUCGUCGUCCGUCGACAGAAGCUACUCCUACGACAAUUACAACCACUACUACAACUACCACGACCACUUCGGCACCGGAAACUCUUCCAACGGAAGCUCUACAGGUAGUCACCGAAAACCAUCGACCUCCGAAGGCAGAUAGGAAGUCUCGUCGCGAUCAAAUCCGAGAGCGGCUAUCACGACUCACACCCGAAGAACGAGAGCAAUUCUACACGAAACGUGCUUCGACCACCGAAAAAUAUCUCAACAAAGCCCAACUGUUGUCGCACGAAGAGAAGAAGGCUCGUCGGAACAAUCUCCGGGAACGACUAGCACGAUUGACGCCCGAAGAACGUGAAAUGUACUUCACCGAGCGUGCCAAACGAAAACAGUCCAAGAAGCUGCGGACCACAAACGAAACCAUUCCGUAAAAACGCUGCUUAGCAGAGUGCCAAAUCCGUAUCAUUGUGAACGGAAGGAAGCGAUAAAAUAUUGCCUCAACAACAAACAGUCCUUCUUCCCACGGCGAGAGGGAGAUGGCAGUCAAAAUUUGGGGAUCCAAUCCCCAAACCUAUCUCUCGACAACUCCACUCAAGAUUGAACAAUCUACUGGAAUGAAGAUAAAACUUUAAAUAUAUAUAAAAUGUAAUGCGGUUCCUAAGUCUGUCUCUGUACACUGUCCUAUCAGAUAAUCUAACCAUUUCUGGUAAAAAAAGAACAUAUCCUUCCUUCUUCUACUACAAUACUAGACUUAAGAAUUACAAACUUUUGAACUAUUUCUAUUGAACGCUUCUGUAAUGCCAUUAAUUUAAUGUUCGCUUCUGAACGAGAUACCUUUUAUGCAUAAGAAGAGAAGAAAUACCUACUUGACAAUUACCUUCGAAUCCAAAUGAACGAACUUUUUUGUUUUAUUUCCAUUUAGCUAAUACAUUAUUACUAAAAAAAUAUUUUGUAACAAAUGAAAAAUCUAAAAAAAAACAAAACAAUGUCAACCAACAGUCAUUAUUUGUUAAGUUCAGAGAUAAUAUAUCAACUGAAAUGAAAUAAGAACCAACAUUAGAAGAAAAAAGUUUGUAAAUUAACGGCACCAUCAGUAGAAUCAAAGAAGAAACAAUCCCGUUACAAUUUAGUGAUCUAUCAAGAGCACAUCCCAAUCAGCUACCGAAAUCUACUUCAUCGGCCACACCAUCAAAAUAGUGCACCAAACCCAGUGAGAUCAAGUGCAAAAUUUUCAUUCAAUUAAAAAAAGAAAAACUCAAGAACAUUAACAAUUUGCCAUAUUAACAUUAAGUUUUAAACUAAAUAUAUGCGCAAACAAGAGCCGAGACGAAAAGUCUCACUGUUAAUAUCGAAAACAUGGCUAGAUUACCUUUUGUGGAAACAAUUCUCUCAAUCCUCUAGUGUAGAAUCGUUAGUCAUAGGAAACUUGUUACAAAACCAACAGCACGAAGAAAACGCGAAGAUGCAAAGUGACAUCGGAUAGAAGCGGAAGAAGGUGAUGCACAAACAUACAACGACAUCUGUUGGCAGCAGUAUUUUUAGGUUUCGUAUUUUAUUUUUUGGUCUGAAUAGAAAAGCAACAAAUAGCAGCAUUAAAUUGAUACAAACGUGAUAAAUGGAUGAAAUGGAUGGCGAUGAUCGAACCACGAGAUGCCGGUCGAAGAGAGAAAAACCAGAAACAAAAUUGGGAUCGGAUUGAGAUUGCAAAUAAAAUUCUUAAGAUAGCAAG
Molecule: messenger RNA, 4495 nt
Organism: Aedes aegypti (yellow fever mosquito)
Lineage: Eukaryota; Metazoa; Arthropoda; Insecta; Diptera; Culicidae
Exons: 10
Coding region: 1728-3197 (489 amino acids)
Source: RefSeq, a predicted model, not a curated record